Molecule: messenger RNA, 966 nt
Organism: Zingiber officinale
Lineage: Eukaryota; Viridiplantae; Streptophyta; Magnoliopsida; Zingiberales; Zingiberaceae
Exons: 2
Coding region: 1-966 (321 amino acids)
Source: RefSeq, a predicted model, not a curated record
AUGCGGCGGAAACGUCGAAGAGACCUGAACCCUCCGCCGACCCAGGAGGAGGGACUACAAGCGCCGAUCGGCGUGACUUCGCCCGACCGCACGCCAUCACAGAUCGGGACCCCUAUGGCGUCGCCACCGGCACAGCCUUCUGGUUCUCCUCCCCGGACUCGUCGUCGCCUGCGACGGUUCGGCGAAACUUCCACUAUAGGGGAGUCUUCGGGCCAGGCUACCGCAGCUGCCGAAGCGGCGUCCGGCCAUCCAACCAUCAAGACCACCCUCCGAUUCCCAUCGGAGGAGUAUUUGCUAUCCGCCGAUCGGCCGUCGAGCCCUCGCUGGGCUGAACAAAUUGCCACUAGCCGUCGGCUGGCCGAGUUAGAGGGCCUUCUGGAAAAACUUCAAGUGUCGGAAGGUUCCACGGCCGAGCGGGAGAAACGAAUCCUCGAGGCCGAACAGAAAAAGGCUGCCGACCUGGCUAAUGAGGUGGCCAGGCUAGAGGCCUUGGUGAAGAAGCGCGACAAAGAGGUGAAGCGCGCUGGUAGCCGGAAGAGGCAGGCGAUCGCUGACCUGGACAAAAUGAAAGUGGAGGUCCGUGCGCUAGGUCAACAAUCCAAGGAUCUGGAGGCCCAGCUGAACGCCGAACAGGAGGCCCGUUCGGCCGAACGCACAAAGGCUGAAGCAAACUUGAAGGCCCUCCAAGAUUCUUUAACUGGCUCCCGGGCGGUCCUCAAAAAAUAUAAGGAGGAAGAACCGAGUCGCCUGGCUGCAGCGCGCCAAGAAUACCUUCAGUCAGAGAGGUUCGGCGUAAAGUUUGGGGGCCACAUCUCUUCUACUUUCGCCGAGGCGGUUAAGGUCACCGUGGCGUAUCUGAAGAAGAGCGGCCACCUUCCUGAAGGCAUGCAUAUUCCCGCCUCCGACCUGACGGCCCUGCUUGAUGAUAUCCCCGAUGCUUUCUUUAAUUUCGAGGACCCGGAGUGA